Tripterygium wilfordii is the source of this 1390-nucleotide messenger RNA. RefSeq names its product CTD nuclear envelope phosphatase 1 homolog. The transcript has 6 exons. Gene Ontology annotation, molecular function: phosphoprotein phosphatase activity. The record is from RefSeq and is a predicted model, not a curated record. Bases 180 to 1070 code for a protein of 296 amino acids. NCBI's taxonomy places the organism in Eukaryota, Viridiplantae, Streptophyta, Magnoliopsida, Celastrales, Celastraceae.
GUGUGUGGUAUUACGAUAUCUUCUUCAAUCACUCUGUCGGGGGACUUGGACGUGGUUGAAUCUAUCACCACCACCGCCACCACCGUCACCGCUUUGAUUCUUCGUUUUUAUUUUCUUCAGAGGUCGGCGACUCUCUCGUCUCUCUACAAUUAACCAAACGACUUCGUUUUAUCUUGUCCAUGGCCGAGUUGACUCAGGCCGAGGUUUACUCGACUCGGCCCUCUCUGCAACUUCUGAGGACUCUGUUGAACUGGCUUGGAUUCUUCUUCCAGAUCUUCCUCAGAAUCAUCAGAGCUCUCGGCCAUCACACUCUCCUCUCCUCUUCUCUGCCCUUCAAACCCUUGCCCGUCGUCGAGUUGCCGGAGACCGAUCCUGCCACCACCGUUGACGUCUCCCCAGCCGUUCCUCCCUCGGUCGCCGUCGACCGUCUCGAGAGACUAACGGUUGUGCUUGAUUUGGAUGAAACUUUAGUAUGUGCAUACGAGACAUCAAGUUUGCCAGCUGCUCUGCGCAAUCAAGCCACCGAGGCUGGAUUGACGUGGUUCGAGCUGGAAUGCAUAUCUUCUGAGAAGGAAUGUGAAGGAAAGCCUAAGAUAAAUUACGUUACGGUGUUUGAGCGUCCAGGAUUGCAAGAAUUUUUGAAGGAACUUAGUAAAUUUGCAGAUCUUGUGCUGUUUACUGCUGGCCUUGAAGGAUAUGCAAGACCUCUUGUUGACAGAAUAGAUGUGGAAAGUCUAUUUAUGCUUCGUCUUUAUCGGCCUUCAACAAUUAGCACGGAGUAUAGGGAGCAUGUGAAAGAUCUCUCUUGCUUAUCUAAAAAUCUAUGUCGGACAGUCAUAGUUGACAACAAUCCAUUCAGUUUCUUGCUGCAACCAAUUAAUGGAAUUCCUUGUAUUGCUUUCACUGCAGGGCAACCACGCGAUACACAGCUGCUGGAUGUUCUUCUUCCACUUCUCAAGCAUCUAUCUCAGCAAAACGAUGUCAGACCUUUGCUUUAUGAAAGGUUCCACAUGCCUGAAUGGUUUCAAAAGCAGGGAAUCCCCGCAUCCAGUUGGCCAUCGUUAGAAUAAAAGAACCCUAUGCAGUGAUGGCAUCCAUUCAUAAUUGUCAAAGAUCAUUUCCAUUCAGAAGCAGCACUACUUUGUGUAUAACAUUUAUUUGCGUGACGGAUGAUUGCCGGAAUGCAAAUCUCUGGAAGAAAAGGAUUUUUGUGCUGCUUAUGUCUAUUAGAUGGGCGAACUUUUGUAUGUAAAUUUGUCAAGUCCAGAUUCUUAUGGUAACAUUGCAAUUGGAAUCUUUAUGUAUCCCUCGAACUUGAAAACGACUUGUUCACUAAUGAUCUUCAGCCUAGACAUUCUUUAUAGAGUUGAUGGAUUAACUUCUUCCUUUG